Molecule: messenger RNA, 3189 nt
Organism: Penicillium longicatenatum
Lineage: Eukaryota; Fungi; Ascomycota; Eurotiomycetes; Eurotiales; Aspergillaceae
Product: acetyl-CoA synthetase-like protein
Exons: 3
Coding region: 1-3189 (1062 amino acids)
Source: RefSeq, a predicted model, not a curated record
AUGAGCGUGAACGUUUUUGGAACGAUUGUGGAUCCAGCCGUCACUCCUCUCCAUGGAGGAGAGUGUGGAAAGCGUCUGGUGCCACAUGUUAUUGACGCGACGGCCAGCGCAACUCCAGACGCCGAGUGUUUUUCAAUCCCACGGACCCCUGGCCGCCCUACCGAUGGGUGGAAGGUCAUCACCUGGGCUCAAGUUGCCAACGCCGUCAACUAUGUAGCUCACAUGCUCAUUAAAAAAGGCGGAAAACCGGAACCCAGGACGUUUCCCACUGUCGCCUACAUCGGCCUAGAGGAUCCGCGGUACACAGUCUUUGUGGUCGGUGCAGUUAAGGCCGGCUACCAAGCCUUGUUCAUCUCACCACGUAACUCGGUUCAAGCCCAGCUAAACCUGUUCGAGAAGACCAAUUGCAACCUACUAUACCAUGAUUCUCAGUACGCAUCCUUGGUUAAGCCAUGGGUGGAUGGGCGACCAGGCAUGGAGAGUGAGGCUAUCGCACCAUGGGAACAAUGGGUUGCUGAGGAGGUGGCGCCAUUUCCAUACCUCAAGACCUUCGCUGAGGCUGAAUGGGACCCUUAUGUAGUGUUGCACACAAGCGGCAGCACCGGCCUUCCCAAGCCGAUUGUCAUCAGCCAGGGCAAGCUUGCCUUGAACGAUCUGCACCGGGCCGUCCCGCCGUAUGAGGGAAAUUUGCCAUGGCUGCCGACGUGGACCAGCUUUGAGAAUAGCCGUUACCUCCUCAUCUUCCCUCUGUUCCACACCGCAGGUAUCAUGACCUCAACCUUGUGUGGCUUUUAUUAUAAUGCACCAAUUGCGUUCCGUGACCCAUCGGUGCCGAUCACCGGCGACAAUGUUGUUGACUGGUUGCAGAACUCGAACCCGGGGUGGACACUCAUGCCCCCAGCUACACUGGAACAGAUGUCGCGCUCGCCGGUGGCCAUAGAGGAGCUUAGAAAGCUGAAUGUUGCAGGAUUCGCCGGAGGCAAUGUAGCUCCCGUCCCAGCCAACCACUUGCUAAGCGAGGGGGUUCACUUGGUCAAUGCCAUAGGUUCAACUGAAUAUAUUUACUUCACUUAUUACUCACAGCCUGAUCCCGCUCUUUGGGCGUGGUUUAUCAUCCCGACGGAGAUGAUAGGCAUUGACUGGCGACCUUUCGGUGAUGGAACAUAUGAGCAAGUCGUUGUUCGUCAGAAUAAGGACCACCCUGGGCUGCAGGCUUGCUUCUAUGUCUUCCCUGAAUUAGACGAGUUCAGCACCAAGGAUCUUUACCGACCGCACCCAACUCUGGCUAACCACUGGACCUACGUGGGUCGGGCCGAUGACAUUAUUGUCUUCUCGACCGGAGAGAAGCUCAACCCGACAACAAUUGAAGGCGCCGUCAUGGGCCACGCGGGAGUCCUUGGUGCCCAGGUUGUUGGUACCAAACAAUUCCAUGCCGCCUUACUCAUCGAGCCGGUCCAGCCUCCUGAGACUGAACAAGAUAAACAGCGGUUCAUUGAUGAAAUCUGGCCCAUCGUUGAGAAAGUCAAUAUCGAGACAGUGGCUCACGGCCGUAUAUCUCGCGAAUAUAUCUUCUUAUCGGACCCGGAACGCCCCUUUCCCCGCGCCGGAAAGGGUACCAUUCAACGUGCCAUGACGGUCAAGGUCUACGAGAGCGAUAUUGAGAAGAUCUUCGAGGUCGGGCGUGACGUGACGGCCCUGGCAGUCGACCUUGAUAUCUCAUCUCAACCAGCUUUUGUCAAUGGGGUGCACGCCGCGAUACAGAGCGUGACCAAGUUACCUACACUGGGCAUGGAUGAUGAUAUUUUUGCUGCGGGUGUUGACUCACUCCAAGUAAUUCAACUGGCACGGGUCCUUCGCGUCAGUCUAGCGGCAGCCGGUGUGCAGUUCAGUGAAUCCGCCCUUGAGCCGCGGACCAUUUACACCUACCCCACGAUCACGCAACUGGCAAAAUACGCUUACUCUCUUGUAUCAUCCCCCACCUCCGCCGCCGCCGUGGCGGAUGAUAGCGCAGUCUGUCGCGCCCUGGUGGACAAAUACACCCAAAAUCUCCCAGCCACUAUCCCCAACAAGCCCGCUCCCGCUGACGAAAGUCAAGUCCUCAUCAUCACUGGUACUACCGGCACGAUAGGCUCCUACCUACUGGACAUAGCCAUAGCGAAUCCUCGAGUACGCCACAUUUUCUGUCUGAACCGAGCCGCCGACGGCCAGGCCCGCCAAACCGAGGCGAGUGCAUCCCGAGGCCUGUCGACGGACUUCACGCGGGCCGAAUUCCUCCAGGUUGAUCUGGCCGAACCGACACUCGGUCUGGCAGCUGAUAAUUACGACCGACUCGCACGAGAGGCAGACCGCGUGAUCCAUAACGCUUGGCCCGUCAACUUUAAUCUUUCGAUUGCCUCCUUUGAACCACACCUCCGCGGAGUUCGAAACCUAGUCGACUUUGUUGUGCGUGCCCAAAAAAAUGUGCCAAUCACCUUCAUCUCCAGCGUAGGCACGGUGGACCACUGGCCGAAACCAAACGGAGUCGUGCCGGAAACUGCUCUGGAAGACUGGUCUCUCGCUGGAACGGGAUACGGUCAAUCCAAACUCGCCAGUAGCAUGAUUCUUGACGCCGCAGCUACUUCAUCUGGCGUGUCGAGAGCCAUCAUUCGGGUCGGACAGGUUGGUGGUCCGCGUGGAGCACAAGGCCAAUGGAAUCCACAGGAGUGGGUGCCCAGCUUGGUGCGCAGCUCCGUCUACCUCGGACUUCUGCCUGAUUCUCUGGGCGCAAUGGGCCACCUAGGCUGGGUGCCGGUAGAGGACGUUGCCAAUGUGGUGCUGGAGGUAUCUGGGGUGACCGCCCCUGUGUCUGUGGAUGAGUUCCACGGGUACUUCCAUGCGUUGAAUAAGAAUGUCACAGAUUGGCCAAAUCUGGUACCCACUUUGCGCGAGUUCUAUGGCGAGCGCAUUAAGCAAGUGGUGCCAUUGAAGGAAUGGGUAGAUGCCUUGGAGAAAAGCCAGGUGCAUGCUGGGGAUGUGGAGCAAAAUCCUGCGGUGAAGCUGCUCGAUACGUUCCGUUUGGCUGCCACGGGCGCCGGAAACGCUUACUCGUUUGCAACAACGCGCACUGAAGAGUACAGCUCCACUAUGCGGCAGAUGGAGGCGGUUUCACCCCAGUUGAUGAGACAUUGGUGUGAACAAUGGAAGUUUUGA